AGCGCCCUUUAACUGACCUUUAAACAGAUUUCAGAACUCUCAUAAAUGGCUCGCGAAAUGAACUUCGGACCAAAAUGGAUUCGACAGAUGUACGAAGAAAAACCCGGAGAGACCGAUACACAAUCUGCUCCGAAGCCACAGCUCGCAAAAUAUCGAUAUGGUUAUGAAGAAAUGCUAAUGUUGUUACCUCCAAAAGCAACCGCAAUAGAUGUUCUUGUUGGACAAGAAAUUCAUGUACCAGAAGGUAGAGAACCCGCUUUUCAGCAGACGUUCCAACCUUCAAGCGCUGGUGACUUUUCUUCGAGGCAAACAUCAUUUGGUUCUAUACGCAAAAAUAGGAGGCCUGACAACAAUUCGAAUUACGAGCGUUUUAAUUCUGACAUUAACCCUCCUUUUUCCAGUCAAGAACCUCCCGGUACUGUUAAAUGCGAGGACUUAGAAAAUCAAAUCGAACGGAAGCCUCCUGCUUUUGUUUCCUCAAAGUCCAGACCGGAAGGCAGUGACGCUUUUGAAACGUUAGCACGAGGUCAACUUCCAGUAAGGACUCCUGCAAGCGAAGAGCGCGAUAUAAUACAUCCAAAUCUUGAAACGCAACAGAAGUCAAAGUCGCUUAAAGAACCUCCUGACAUAAGAGCACCGCCAGUCGUUGAAGAAAAAGUUAGCCAGUCACCACCACCAGAAUUUAUUGGACCAGAAACCCACAAGAAACCAACGGUGGCCAGUAAACCCGCGGAAGAAGAUACUCUAGCUGUGACAACUUGCGAGGAACUUGAGAAAAUACUGAACGGAGCUCCUGGUCCUCCGGUUCAGAAAUCAUCAGCACCAGAUUUUCUUUCCUCGCAGCCUACUAAUUUUUUAGGUUUUCCAUCCCAAUUCACGACAACAGACAAUGGGCUUACUGACGCAACACAGACAUUUACCUUGAAUCUAUCGAAGGAAUUGUCAAAUUUCCACAAAGCAGAUAACGUAUUUAGUUUGAGUGACAUCGAAAGUCCUGAUAAAGAUUUUCUCAAUGGCUUGCUAGCUAGUCCGCCUAAAAGCUCAACAGUUCUCGAUAAUUUCUUAACGAGUAACACAAUUGAGCAAGAACACAGACCACCCGAACCUAUAACUGCUCCACCCCCAACGCCAAUUGCACAACAACCUUCACAAUAUCCUCCCCUUCCUACGGAUAUACCACUUCCAGACGAAGAAGUUUGGAUGUAUAUCGACCCCAAGGGUAGAGAGCAAGGACCCUUUACUUGUUCGGCGAUGUCGAGAUGGUAUCGCAAUAACUUUUUCCCCGACACAUUGCCACUGAGAAAAGUUACAGAAUCAGAUUACAAAUCUCUCACCAUAUAUCUUGAGAAGUAUGGCGAUGCUCCAUUCAAUCCUGGAUUCCUGGAACGUCAGAAAAGAGAGCAAGAAGAAAGAAUGGCAAGAAACAGACGUCCUCAACAACAUGCGGUGAAUGGCGUUAUUGAACCGAACAACAAUUUUGAAGAUAUCCAGCGGAAACUGGCGGAAACCGUGCCGUCCUUCAAUCAUAAACAAGAGAAAAUGAAAAUGCCUGUAAAAGUUGACAUCGACGAAAUGGUUUUUGACAAUCAAGACGAUUUUUUGCCCGUGCAGUCAAAGAGAAGCCCUCACAAGUCAGCUACUACUAAGAAAGAACAAAAGCCUGGCAGCACAAAGCAGGCGAAGGCGGGCAAAACAAAUGCACAGGAGAUUGACUUGAAGGCAAUGUUUGGUUAUGGGUUUCAGAAUCAACCAUCUACCUCUCAAACUGGCUCCGAUAGUACGAUUUCUUUCAAGUCAAUGUCAUUGGAUGAAAAUCCACCGCGACCGAAACCAAUGGCAACAGCACAGAAGUCGCUUCCUACAUCCCAGAAUACUACCAUGAUGCAAAUCACAAGUGCAGCUGAUCUUGAAAGCAACUGGUUCUCGAACUCGACUGAGGCACCAAGUCUGGCUUAUUCUAUCCCGUCAGUAAGUUCCAAGGAUGUUCCCAGUUUGGCCGAGAUUCAAAAUGAAGAACGAAAAAGGCUGAGCAAGGAGCAAUCGAAGCUAGAGCAGCAACAGGAAGCGACCAGAAGUUCCCGUCCGAAACCCAAUGCGACAGGUUCUGCGUGGAAUGUUGUUCAUGAAAACACGACGCCAGUUGACCUAGCAGCUUUUCUAGGUCCACCGGAACCAAAGAAGCAACAGAAUCAUGCAAAAAACUAUCUGUCGAAGGUAGUGGAACCAAGCGCUGCACAAGCGAACAGUGUGUCGUCACACAGACAUGGUAGUGCUAUUAACGGAAAUUCAGAUCUAGGUAUGUCAUUAAACACAGAUAUGUUCAGAGCGUCUGAAGAUAAGGCGCCCGAAGUGCAAGGGAAAAAGUCACAAAACCAAAUGCAAAACACAAAGAAAGCCAAAAAGGAGAAACAGCAGCAGAAAUCUAUCAAGAAUUUAUUCAUGCCGAACCAAGUGAGCGCCGAAGAUGAGUUCCAGGGAUGGUGCUUGGACCAAAUAUUCACAAUUGAAGCUAUUGGAGAUGAUAUAGAUAUCCCGACGUUCGUGGAAAUGUUAAAAGAGUUUGACUCUCCGUAUGAAGUUCACGACACAGUCAAGCAGUUUCUUGGCGACACCAAAGAGUGUCAAAACUUUGCAAAGGAAUUUAUCAGCAGAAAAGCCAAGCUAAGCCAGGGCAAUAAAAAAGAAGUCAAAGCUAAUCCAGUCGCGGACACUUUUGCGCCUGUUCCACCUCCGGAACCUCAUCGUCAACAACGAAAUCAUACUGGAUUCUCUGCCACAAACAACUCGACUUCGAGCAACAAUCAAAUGCAGACCUCCCAUGGAAGUAAUUGCAGACCAUGGCACAACCAACCUCCGACCAACCAGAUGAGUUUACCGCAGCCGGAUAAGACUCCUCCGGGCAAGAGUGAACCUCCAGAUGGUAACAAAAGUGGCUCAAAGAAAGGCAAACAAAAGAAGGGUCAGAAAAUUAACCCCGCGUCCCUGCUACACAUUUCCACGCAGCCCUCGGCUGACAGGGUGAAAAUUGGGGAAAUCGAAAAGGCAGGGUAGCGAUCUGCCCGUACAUCGUAUCAGUGUAUUUGUCGUCAACUCCCCCAAGCUAUCUGUAUUUUAACUUUCAUGGUACUGCUGCUUGUAUCUAUGCCUUGGUGUAACAAACAACCCAAACGUAAAUGUCGCAUUUCAGCCAUUCUUAUGCAAUGAUCUUGGUUCCUCCUACUACGAUAUAUCAUACCAACUGAAGAAGGGCAUGUAUUAUCUGGUCUUUUCGAUGUCAUGAUGUCCUGUCAAAACCAUUUGGACGGUGGUCUCCGAUUGGCAAACAAGUCAACUGGAUGUUUCGAUCGACGUAUUUCUUUUCUAGACGGGCCUCGUGCUGAAUCUAUUUAUGUUGCCAGUACAACUACCAACGUUGCUCUUUUCUUGCUGUUUUUGCCUCACAUGUCGACAAGUAGUGGGAAUGUCUCGGCAGUGGAUAGUUAAUUUUGUUAAUAUGUAAAACUUGUUUUCUAACACUUCCUCGAAUUAUCGUCGUUGCUAAUCGAUACAUUACAUCAAAAUGGCAAUUGUAAAUUCAGUUUUUUAAACUGCU
Messenger RNA from Symsagittifera roscoffensis, 3592 nucleotides. Its product is annotated as GRB10-interacting GYF protein 2-like. The transcript has a single exon. Lineage: Eukaryota; Metazoa; Xenacoelomorpha; Acoela; Convolutidae. Gene Ontology annotation, molecular function: protein binding. Gene Ontology annotation, cellular component: cytosol. The coding region runs from base 46 to 3051 and encodes 1001 amino acids. The record is from RefSeq and is a predicted model, not a curated record.